Pteronotus mesoamericanus is the source of this 4020-nucleotide messenger RNA. It is a transcript of the gene TMEM178B, whose product is annotated as transmembrane protein 178B. The transcript is spliced from 4 exons. Gene Ontology annotation, cellular component: membrane. The record is from RefSeq and is a predicted model, not a curated record. Bases 1029 to 1913 code for a protein of 294 amino acids. Lineage: Eukaryota; Metazoa; Chordata; Mammalia; Chiroptera; Mormoopidae.
GGGCGGCGCGCCGCGGUCGUGCGACCUGUCCAUGGUGUUGAAGGCGCCCUGCGCCCAGCUCCUCGAGCCCUGCACCGUGCGCCCUGCCGGGUGCGCCAACCUCCCCGUAGCCCGCCCCUUGCGCCCGCAGCUGCCGCCCAGUUCCCGCAAACCCCGGCCAAGUCUCGUCCGGUAACGCCGCCCGGGUGACCGCCGUCGGCCCGAGGGGAGGCUUGAAUGGCGAGGCCAGAGGCAGACGAACCAGGAGCUCGCAGCGGAAGGUCGGCCGAGACCGUGCACCCACGGGGAGCCCGCCUCUGAAUGCAACGUGCUGGCCAGACGGAACAAGGGACCUGCUGGUGAUCAUAGAACGGAGAUUUCUAAAAGACCCGACCUAGGAAAAAAGAACAUUUCUUUGCUUGCAGACCGGAAGAGGGAGAAUCGUUGAGAGGGAGACUUAGGGGAGAGCCUGGGGAGCCGGCCCUGGCAUCUAGAGGUUUCCUUCGCUGGCCGGCCGCAUCGCGGGUGCUUCCAUUCCUUGUCUUUGAGUAGUUCCUCCUGAGAGCCCGUCCCCCGCCCCAAGAAAGCCGUGCGAGUGGUCCCGCCGUCACCCUGCACAGAGAAAGCCCAGCAGCCGCGCCGCAGCCCAGGGCACUUGGUAUUUAGUUUCUAGCCGGAGGGCAGCGGUGCCCGAAGCCGGGCUGUGUGCGGACUCGGCCGGUUCGAAGCAGUCGCUUUCUGCGGGGCAGUGAGGGGGCGGGAGGCGGCCUUGCCAGGUUCGCCGCCGCCGGAGGCUGCACCUGCCCCGGAGGAUGCCCAGGGGCCCGCCGGAGCCUCUCCGGAUCAGAACUUUAUAGGCUGCCCGCCCCCAUCCCCGCAGUCCCUCCGUUGUGCACUGGCAGGUGGGGGCCGAGGCGGCUCCGCUGCAAGUCCCCCUCCUGUCCCCACCCCCCACCUUGGCUCGGCCACCGGUCGCUUUGUUCCGGGCGCGCGGAGGGAAGGCGAGGCUGCGGCGGAUCAUGCCCAUGGUGUAGCCGCGAAGCGGAGGCAUGGCUGCCGGAAGGUUACUGCUCUAUACGGGCCUCUCGCUAGCGCUCUGCGCCCUGGGCAUGCUGGCCGUGGCCAUCUGCUCGGACCACUGGUAUGAGACGGACGCCAGGAAGCACAGGGACAGGUGCAAGGCCUUCAACACCCGCCGGAUCGACCCUGGCUUCAUUUACAACAACAACAACAACUUGCCGCUCCGGGCGAGCCGCUCGCGCCUGGACCGCUGGGAGGGCAAGCUCCUCCGGGCCCGGAAUCGCCGGCAGCUCUUCGCCAUGAGCCCCGCCGACGAGUGCAGCCGGCAGUACAACUCCACCAACAUGGGCCUUUGGAGAAAGUGCCACCGGCAGGGCUUCGACCCUGAGAUCGCGGCCCUCAUUCGGAAAGGAGAAAUUGAGCGGUGCACGUACAUCAAAUACCACUACUCCUCAGCCACCAUCCCGAGGAACCUCACUUUCAACAUCACAAAGACCAUCCGUCAGGAUGAGUGGCAUGCCCUGCACCUGCGCAGGAUGACGGCCGGCUUCAUGGGCAUGGCAGUGGCCAUCAUCCUCUUCGGCUGGAUCAUCGGCGUGCUGGGCUGCUGCUGGGACCGAGGCCUUAUGCAGUACGUGGCAGGGCUUCUCUUCCUCAUGGGAGGAACCUUCUGCAUCAUAUCACUGUGCACCUGUGUGGCCGGGAUCAACUUUGAGCUGUCACGCUACCCUCGCUACCUGUAUGGACUCCCCGAUGACAUCAGCCAUGGCUACGGAUGGUCCAUGUUCUGUGCGUGGGGGGGCCUGGGCCUCACACUCAUCUCGGGGUUCUUCUGUACCUUGGCCCCUUCUGUGCAACCUGUCCCGAGGACCAACUGCCCCAAAUCUAGACCCGAGAAUGGGACAGUGUGCUAAAAAACAAACCCAUAAAUAUAUAUAUAUAUAUAAAUAUAUAUAUAAUAUACAUAUAUAAAACAAAACUAAAUCCAGAUGAUGCUAGUGCCAAGGAGAGUGGGGUUGGCUCAGGCACCCGCAUCCUGUCGGACUUUGUGGCCUCAUCACGGAGAUGGGGAAGGCGUUCCCACCACGUGGCUCCUCCGUCAGUUCUCACCUUUUGGCUCCACAGUUCCUUGAAGACACAGUGAACAUCCCCGCUCACAACGGCAUCCAGAUCCCUGUCACUCACGAGGACAGGGUGGUGGGCUGGGAAGGGACAGUGCCAGUGGGCUGGAGUGGCACCAAGGUGGAAAAGGAAGUGCCACCCACUGGGCCGUCACCCCAACACCGAUCCUGUCACAGAGAAGCAGCGCCCUCAUUCACAGACCGUCACCAAACCUUAGAGGCAGGGGCGGAACCCGCCCUUCUCCUGCUCUUCCUGUUCCAGUUUCCCUCCCGGCACCCCAGCCACAUGCAAGACGCCGAGGGGAAAACAAAGCAAGAAGGAAGUUUUCUCUUUGCCACCAAACUUUCGGACAAAGUUCAGGAGGUGGAAAGGGGGAGAGAACAACCUGCUGAGAGGCAAGAUCUGCGUCAACGGAAGGACGCUUCAGUGGAUGCUCAGAAAACCCAGUCUUACCUUCCAGCUGCCUUACACUGAGUUAAACAAGAGGCCGCCCCGCCCCCGACCCCACCUGCACUCCCUGGGCAGCCCGGAGCCUUGGGGUGAUGCUGUGAUGUGUGCGUGUGUAUGUGACUCUUUUGGGUGGUUUGCUUUUUCCCUUUUCACCCUUUAAAAUGGAAAUACUGCACUAUGACUGUUGUCUCUCAGUCCCCCAGGGGGGGUUUCCGGGCCGGCGCGGAGGCCGGAGACCAGGAGGAAUGAUGAGGGGCAGGCCCACGUGGGUGCCAGUUCUGCAGCUUCUGAUCCCUGGUGUGCGUGCGUGCGGCGGGUGUUUUCUGAGUGUAGGUUUUAUCAUUUGUGUUGCAUUUUUCUAUUAUUUGUAGUGCAGCUGAAAUCCCCAGAGGGCAGAGCCAAGAACAAAACCGCUGGGCAGGGGACCCUGUGGUUCUUCGCAUGACAGUUCUGGGAUGCCACAAGAUUUAGCCCUCUCAUUUCAGAAGUCCUCGGCACAGCUGGGCCCGCCAGCCGUGCACGAAGAGGGGGGCACGGUUCAGGAGGGAGAAGGAAGUGGCCCCUGUGCUCUUGUGCAAGUCCGUCCCCCCGACAAGACCUUUUCUUCCCCGUCCUGGAAGCUGCCCUUCAUCACUGGACACGCACCCCUUCCCCAGAGGCGACGUCCAUACAGAUGAAAGAAAAUGGGUCACAUGCAGAGAGAGCACCUCCAUGUCCCCUGGGCUCAAGUUUGUAUGAUACGAUGUAAAUUAAUGGACAACUCUCGACUCUUCCCCUCCUCUUCCUCCCCCUCUCAAUAGUCAAGGCCAGGAAUCCCCAAAGAGCCGUCCCAGUGGCGAGCACCCAAGUAGAGGUGGCCUAAGACCAGCCCGGUGUCUCAGGCUCCCUCGAGCACAUUGGCACACUGCAGGUGACGGAGCUACAGAGUCAGCCAGCAAGGUGUGGAAGCUGUAGGGGCAGGGCAGCCCCGCGGAGGCAGGAGAGAGUCCCCGCGCUCUAGAGCCACGGGUCAGCCAUAGAGCCGAGAGUUCAGUUGCUUCAGAAAUAAAUGCGCUUUGGGGACUUGGCCAACCACUCAGCAGCCCUCCCCCCAACCCAUGCACUCUGUUUCAUCCCUCCACCUCCAGAGGCCGCCUUUCCCACCCACCGACCACUUGGCACCUGCCACUCCCUCCGCCAGGCUGCGAGCCCCGCCUGUCUCUCCUCUGCCCUUUCGACUGCGCGUGGCUGACAUCAGAUGGGACCUCCAGUGCGCAUGGACGGGCCUGACCGUGGGUCUCUGUGCGUGUAUCUCUCUGGUGCAUUUUGCGUGCGUUUGCUCCAGUGCCUACCUGGACGCAGGUGUGGGUGUCCUCUUCAAGGCUUCCUUGCCAGCAACACUUGUCAGCUUCUGCAAAAGGUCUCGCAUGCGAUGCCCUGGGUAUGGGUGUGCGGGGCGGCGAGGGGCAG